UUAGCGAAUUGGCUUAGUGACUCAACAUGGCCGAGCAAGAAAACACGUCCGUCUCUCCCCUUCGUUCUUUGGACGAUUUUCUUAUGGAAUCUGCAAGAUUCCAGAUUCCAAAUUUUAAGGAUGGAGACAAAUGGGCUAACAGAGUCAUCCAGAACCUUCUUUACUACCAAACAAAUUAUUUCCUGACUUACUUCGUCAUAUUUGCCGUUGUUGGGUCUCCAUUACUGAGAGCGACGCACUCCAGAGACAAGGUCCCCAAACCAGGGAAUCGACCAACAGAAAUUGCGCUUAUUGCAACCACACCAUACAAAGUCACAGAAAUUAUCCAAAUGUCUGAUGUGAUUUUAUCUGACUGUGACAUGAUGACAUUACUUACUGCAAGUCUAUUAGAGCAAGUGAUAAUUGUAAUAGAUCAGCAUUUGGCAGUAGAAGCUGAACCUUUGGGAAUCAUCUUCAUCCAUGCCUCCAUGAGACUGCGCAACCUCAAGAACAAGCUGAUGAACAAGAUUGAAUACAUCGGCCUGAAACGCACUCCUAUGGGGGUGAUCCUCGAUGCUCUCGGCCUGGAGCAGGAGUUCAUGAUGUAGGCAGAAGAAUGUUGUCGUGUAACUUACUACUGUUGUCAUAUCUUGAGAAUCCUGUUCCUGAAAGUGCUUAUGUGCUUCGGCUUUUCUCUCUCUUUUUUCCCCCCCAGUGAAGAAUAGUGUUCUUACCACGUAAUGUUUGAAUAGGAGACAAGACUUUGGUCGCAGCACCUAAGAUUAGCACCAGUUUAGACAGUGAAUUUUUGGAUGGGAUUUUAAAUUGUACUUGCAAACUCUUUAAUUUUUUUUUAAUCCCCCCCCCCCUUUUCUUUUCUUUUUUAAGAGCAUUAUUGUCUUAGUAUUUGUAAUAAUUGGGUUGUGCUCUUCCUAGGUAUAGUGCAACAUGUCGGGAUAGAAUGGUUAAACUAUGUUCCUGCAACUGAAGGAAACUCUAGAUUUAGAAACAAAGUGUUAAGGAUCUAGUCUUAUUUCAAUCAAAGAAAUUAGCUAAGAAUUAGGAUUACAUAAUACAGAUAUUUAUAGAUCACGUUUACACUGACCGUACUCUGCCAUACUAUUGAAACCAGAUAAUUUAGUCGUUAUAUUGAUCUAAACUUAUAUACGUCACUGUAAAUUUAUUUGAAAAUUUAGUUUAAACUAAAAAGUUAAGUACUGAUCCAAAACAUUUAGUAUGUUUUUUUUGUUUUUUUAAGAAGGAUUAUUGUUAACUUUUUUAAAGGUUUAUUUUUUCAAGGGUUGUUUAGCAUAUUUUCAGAAAAAAUAGCCCCUACCAGAGAGGGUUGUAGUUCACCUCACUUAGAAGAGGAGCCAACCAGAUGUGAUUUUUUUUUUCUUCUUCUUCUCAAGAAUGAAAGAAAUUCUAUCGUGUUACACAUCCUGCAACAUUAUGUAAAUGUAGUGUCGUAAGGGUUUGAUUGAGUAUUUUCUGGAAUUUUUAUUAUUGUACAAGUAUAGUAUUUUUUUAACAUAUAGAAAUAUCAGAUCAGGAUCUUUUGCUUGAGCAUAUUCAGUUUGCCUGUUUAAGAUGCAUGACUUCAGAUCAAGGGGUUAUUAUUAUAAUAGAAUGCAAUGUGACAUUUAGAAAAGAGUACAGAUGAAAAUAAUUUUGUAAUGCAAGCUGUGUAACUGACCCAUUGAUGUUCCAUAUUUUUGGAAUUUCUUAAAAAUUUACACCACUCUGAAGAUGGAAUAUUGAAACAUCAGUCAUAUAGCUGGAUCUAGAAUGAUUCAUAUUCAUUCAUACCUCUUUUCUAUAUGGCUACAAUUUCUCCACACAGUUCAAAUGCUUGAUAUUAACUGCAUCAUUUCCUCUUUCUUUGGCCACAUAAAGUGAUUGUCAGAAGAAACACUCCUUCAGGUAAUGUGUUAUCCUGUUGUAGGAGUAUUCAUGAAAAAAAGAAAAGUAUUCUUGGCGUAUUAGCUCCUUUUUUUUCUGUCUUUCUGUUUUAUUUUUUCCCCCUCCUAUAUAUAACUGUAGGCCUAUUGCUCAUGCAUGCGUUUACUAAGGCUUCAUAGGCAGAAGAUAUCAGUAAUUUGAGCAGCUCUAGCUUUAUUCUAGGUCUUAUUUUAAAGAGUGGAGUGGGUAAGGUGUUAUUAUCUUUUUUAUUAUUUUUUAGUUUCAUUUCAACAUUUUGCUUAAUUAUAUAAAUGUAACAGUGUAGAUUGCUUGCUUUUGACUGGUUUACUUAUUACAGUGUCUGUUUCCAUGUGUAAAUGUUUUAUACACAUACCAAUCCUUUUUCUUUUUCUGGUUGAUAUUUACUUAUUCCAUCAAUAUUUUCUCUCACUUUUCAGAAUCUGAAUUAAGAUGGAAUGAUUUAUUUAUUGAUUGAAGUUUGCUUUAGUUAUAUGACCUUCCAUACAACAUUUUUCUGAUAAGUUCAUCUGUUAUAAUUAAUUUGAAACUGGUCUCUUCCCUUACAUUUAUUUUAUAGCAUUAUGGUCGUUAGUCUCUCUCUCUCUGGUCCCUCUUUCUCUCCCCUCUCCCCUCUCUUCACAUCCCUAUCCUUCUGCCUUUCCUACAUUGUCUGAUGAAAGCACUUAGACAUUUCCAACUUUCCCUAUAGUUCCAGGUUGAAUCUCGAGGGGUCCAAGUUGAAUUUCGAGGGAAGUGCCAAAAUCCUAGAGACUUUCAACAAGCUGUCUGGCUACCAAUAACUGCGGACACUUACACGAGCAUGACUUAGCCAGCUGUGCCACUUCUAACCUCUUUGUUGUUGUUUUCUUUUUAUUCUCAUGAAUCGUGCAUGAUUUGUCAGCAUUGUCACCCUGAUUAGUUAUUUAUAUUUAGCCAUGCCUGACUUUUUUAUUAAUUUUAAGCUUUUAUUUUUUAAUGGUCCCUCUCUAUCUCUCUUUUUCCACUAGGAAAUGGAAAACAGUCUUACUAUGCAUAUUUGGAAGUCAUUCAUAAUCACAAAUCAUUAGAUAUUUACUAUUGUCUAUGAUAUAUAGUGUGUGUGGGGUGGGGUAGGGGUUUGAAUCAUUAUUUUAUCCUCUGGAACUUUUGACUAUUUAAUACUCACCUUUUGUAACAGUCGUUAAUAGAGUGGUGGAGGCUACAUAUAUGGAUAUAGAUUUCAUGUAAUUGAAGGUUGUAACAGGUAUAUUUAACCCAAUGCCGACGGGUGGUUUCCCAAUACGCAAUUCCUCUCUCCUGGGUUGUAUUCAUGGUGACCCGGUCCCUGUUGCCGGCAUAACCAUAGAUGCCCCCGGAAAACAGGAUUGGUGCAUCGUGGCAUGUAUGCACAUGCAUGCCACCUGGAAUAUAGUCCAGGCAUGCCAUGUCAUGUAUGUACAUGCACCUGGUGGCUAAAGGUUAAAGUAAUGUAUUCCAUAGUUUUUUUUUUUUUUUUUUUUUUAUCAUGCUAUUGAAUAGAAAUCUAAGACUGCCAGUUAAGUAUUGUUUACCAGUUUUACUUUAGAAGUAUAAUAGACACCAUAAUUGUCAUAUUUCCAUUUAAAACAACUAGACCAAAUCUUUGCAAAAGUACCACUGAACAUUUGCAUAUGACAUCUCAAAUUGUAGCAUUAAUAUCUCAAAUAAUUUCCAAUCUGUGCAGUAUUAUGAGGUUACAGUUGCAUUAACUUAGAGUUUAUGCUUGUUUUUCUUCUCAUUUUUCUUCUAUUUAUCUUAUUCGGUAGACUUUUAGAAUACCUGUUAUUUAUGGGAAGCUGUUGUUUGCUUCAUAUAGUCUUCAGUAAGCAACCACAAGACAUUCAGACUUUAAUGUUGUAGAAAACAGAAAAAAUGGGAAAGACAGUGCUGUCUUCUAUCUAAGAUUAUGAAAGUUGAUCUGAAGUGUUUAAUUUAUUGAUUUUAAAAGAUGGUCCACAGUACAUUUAGUAGAUGCUAUAUAGGAUACCCAUGGUAUUGUAGGGAUAAUUCACCAAGUAAACUUAGGGUGAUUUCAACUGAACUACAGAAUGUCAUGAACUAGUUAAAGAAAAGUAAGGAAAGAAAAGUGUCUAUAUUUUUAAGUGGUACUUAAGGUUUUCCUCCAUUGUGAUUUAAAUUGGCCUUUUUGAGAGUUUUGUAGUGCAGUGAUUUUGGAAAAGGGAUUUAUGUACAUGUCCUUUUCACUAUGGUUAUCAUAUUUUUUUGCGGAAGUCUGUAAGUUCCUGGAUAAAUAAAUAGGUUAAAAUAAUGUU
Penaeus chinensis is the source of this 4193-nucleotide messenger RNA. Its product is annotated as PRA1 family protein 2-like. Lineage: Eukaryota; Metazoa; Arthropoda; Malacostraca; Decapoda; Penaeidae. The coding region runs from base 27 to 587 and encodes 186 amino acids. The record is from RefSeq and is a predicted model, not a curated record. Gene Ontology annotation, cellular component: membrane. The transcript has 5 exons.